AAUAGUACAGGCUGUCAAUUGGCCAGCGAGUAAGACUGACGUUUCCAUGGACUAAUGGGGGGCAGCGGCUGCCGCAGGGGCCCGCCUGCAGAAGGGACAGGAGGGAAGCGGUGGCCGAGGCAGCCGCGGCUGGACUGGGCUCGGGCCCGAAGGCCAGGGGGGGGGUACCCAGGCUUACCUUUGACCUUCUCCUGCCCGCCUCCCGCCUUGGCUUGCGAAUCCCGCCCCUAAGUUCUUCUGAUCCAGCGACUUAGACCCGGACCCAAACCAUGUUCCCGGUAAAGGUAAAAGUGGAGAAAUCAGAGAUGGAGAUGGCCAAGGCCCGGAACCAGCUGGAUGCCGUUCUUCAGUGUCUGCUGGAGAAGAGUCACAUGGACAGGGAACGUCUAGAUGAAGAUGCUGGGAAGACACCCUUGGAUACACACAAGGAUUGCUCCAUCGCUGCCACUGGCAAAAGGCCAUCUGCCCGCUUCCCCCACCAGCGGAGGAAGAAGAGGAGGGAGAUGGACGAUGGGCUGGCCGAGGGGGGUCCUCAGAGAUCCAACACAUAUGUGAUCAAGCUGUUUGACCGGAGUGUGGAUUUGGCCCAGUUCAGUGAGAACACACCAUUGUACCCCAUCUGCCGUGCCUGGAUGCGCAACAGCCCCUCAGUGCGGGAGCGAGAGCGGGAGCGGUCACCCAGCUCACCGCUGCCCCCUCUGCCUGAGGACGAGGAGGGUUCAGAGGUCAUUAACAGCAAAGGUCGUGACGUGUACAAGCUGCCUCCACCCACAGCCCCUGGACCACCUGGAGAUGCCUGCAGAUCCCGAAUUCCGUCCCCACUGCACCCUGAGAGCCAGGGUACCCCCGAUGAUGAACCUUCCGAGCCUGAGCCUUCUCCUUCUACGCUCAUCUACCGCAACAUGCAGCGCUGGAAACGCAUUCGCCAGAGGUGGAAGGAGGCAUCUCAUCGGAACCAGCUCCGUUACUCAGAGAGCAUGAAGAUCCUGCGAGAGAUGUAUGAUCGGCAGUGACGUCCCGGCCCCCACCCAAUAAACCUGCUCCUAGCCCAUUCUUCCGGCCCAGACAUAAGGCA
This is a messenger RNA of Mesocricetus auratus (golden hamster), 1075 nucleotides long. RefSeq names its product lin-37 DREAM MuvB core complex component (gene Lin37). The transcript is spliced from 9 exons. The record is from RefSeq and is a predicted model, not a curated record. NCBI's taxonomy places the organism in Eukaryota, Metazoa, Chordata, Mammalia, Rodentia, Cricetidae. Gene Ontology annotation, cellular component: transcription repressor complex; Myb complex. Bases 270 to 1013 code for a protein of 247 amino acids. Gene Ontology annotation, biological process: negative regulation of transcription by RNA polymerase II.